GAUGGCACAUUCGCUCGAUGGCAUCGGUUCGGAUUGGAGCAGCAGGCGAGCGCAUUGUUUUAUUAUCCACUUUAUCACCAUUUAUUGUUAUUGCCUUUGUGGUCUUUUAACGUUCGAUUCACUGUUUGGUACUAUUUAGUACAGCUAAUGCCAUCAUACUCAAACAGUUCUAGUUGGUAAAAUAUGAAAUAACAAAAGCAAAAACAAUAGUGAUAGUGACAGCACCGAAAACAUCGACAACGACGGCAGCGGUUUAAUACCAUUGACAGCGUUUUGAUUCGGCGAAUAUUUCGCUAUCGGACUACUAUCACAACGCUAUCGUAAGGCGGCAACGCAUAUCAAAGCGCUGCGACGUUCAGUGUGGUGCAGUGUAGUAGUGUCAAAUUAGAGUAAUAUAGAAUCGCGGUAGUGACGAUUAAAAGUCUGUACAGCAAACGAAAACGCAAACGGCAGCAGUAGUAACAGCAACAGUCGUCUGRCAGUCAGGCAGUGAGUUAGACAGUUGUUCAGAGCUGCGGCAGCGUUCGUAACGAAAUCUCGGUUUGGUGGCAUUGACGCUAAUAAAUUUGAUUAUUAUUAUUAUUGUCGCUAUUACUAUUAUUUUAACGAUUAUUGUGUUGAUUGUGGUUGUCGUUCGUAGUGUUAUGUUGAUGACGUUUCUAUGAGCCGGGUUGGCCAAUUGUUUUUGACAAAGUAUGCAUUGUGAAAAAUAUCAAAUAUUUGUGAACUAGGAAAAUAAMAUUAAUACAAACUUUAAAAGUGCAAACUUAUAGAGCAAACAAUAAAAAAAAAUGUUGGUGAUAGAAAGUGGUUUAUAUAGAAACAGUAAUCAAAUUAAAUGGAAUUAAUAAAAUUUACAACAUCAAUUACGAGUGGACAUUAACCGUGAUAUAACUUUUGGUGCAAUUAUUAUAAUAUUCACGUUUAUUUUGGUAAAAAAAAUACACAAAUGAGAUAAAUUAAAUUUAAUAAAAUUAUGCUAAAACAAAUGACAACUCAAAGGGAUUAUGUAGGUUUGUGUCAGAACUUAUUGUAGAAAACCAAACGACCGAAAUUUGAAAUUAAGUGAAUCCAAACAUACUACUUCUCUUGAAAAUAAAAUACUAAGCAAAAAUACCUUACCACGGCAAGUGACUCCAACCAAAGCUAAAGCCUAAUCAGGUUUAGCUUUUCUCCCGAGACAACACUACAACCGCCAAAAUUCUUACCGCUGGCAGUAUGAAUUCCUACUUUGAACAGGCUUCGGCUGGUUUUUAUGGCCACCCGCAUCAGACAUCCGGUAUGACAAUGAGUACUGGAGGUCACCAUGAUCAGACAGCUACAGCGGCCGCAGCCGCUUAUCGUGGCUUUCCGCUGUCUUUGGGCAUGUCGCCUUAUGCCAAUCAUCAUUUACAACGCACCACACAGGAUUCUCCCUACGACGCAAGUAUAACAGCGGCUUGUAACAAAAUUUACAGUGAUGGCGCCUACAAACAGGACUGUCUUAAUAUCAAAGCCGACUCCGUAGUCAAUGGUUAUAAAGAUAUCUGGAAUACCAGUGCGAAUGGUGCGAGUGGCGGUGGUGGUUCUGGAGGUGGUGGUGGCUCAGGCGGUGGUUCUAACGGGUCAAAUAAUAAUGGACAGAACAAUCCUGCUGGUGGCAUGCCAGUGCGUCCAUCCGCUUGCACUCCAGACUCCCGUGUUGGUGGAUACUUGGACACUUCAGGUGGAAGCCCGGUAAGCCAUCGAGGUGGCAGUGGUGGCGGAAGUGGUGGAACUGGUGGUGGAGUCGUUGGUGCCGGUCAAGGUGGCGCUGGAGUUGUUGGCAGCGUAGGCGGUGUUGGUGUUGGCGGUGGUGUAGGAGUUGGCGGUGCAGGAACCGCAUGGAAUGCAAAUUGCACAAUUUCUGGGGCGGCAGCGGCUCAAAGUGCUAGUAGCUUACAUCAAGCCACCAAUCAUACUUUCUACCCGUGGAUGGCUAUCGCAGGUAAGAUAAGAUCAGAUUUAACACAAUACGGCGGAAUAUCAGCAGACAUGGGUAAGAGAUACUCAGAAUCUCUUGCGGGCUCACUUCUUCCGGAUUGGCUAGGUACAAAUGGCCUCCGAAGACGUGGCCGGCAAACGUAUACCCGCUAUCAGACGCUCGAAUUGGAGAAAGAAUUCCACACCAAUCAUUAUCUGACCCGCCGUCGAAGAAUCGAAAUGGCGCACGCACUCUGCCUCACCGAACGACAGAUUAAAAUCUGGUUCCAAAAUCGACGAAUGAAAUUAAAAAAAGAAAUUCAAGCCAUUAAAGAACUCAACGAACAAGAGAAACAAGCGCAAGCGCAGAAGGCGGCAGCACAAGCGGCGGCGGCAGCGGCGGCGCAAGCGCAACACAUAGGCGAUCAAAACUAGGAAAAAUCAACUACAAAUUAUUCAUAUUACAAAAAUAAUUGUAAUAGCUAUAACCCUGAUGCUAAUAAUAUUUUUAACAAUAACUUUACAUCCAAUACAUUAUUAACAACUGCAAAAAGAAGCCUAACAACAACACCAACUCUGGGUUCCCAUGCAACCAUUUGCAAUAGCAUAAUGUCAACAUCAUCGUCAGCUUUGAUGCCGAUGUCGAUGUCGUUACAUUUGUCCACGCCAUCAUUGUCCGUAUCUCCAUCACCCGCAUAUCACGCACUCUCCCACAGGGCAAAUGCAAAUGCGAAUAAUUUUAUCGAUAGUUUAGGCAAUGCUAACAUUAAGUAUAAUCGAUUAAAUUUUAUUUUAAACCGAAAUAUUUACGAGUAUUCCGCAAUGAGUAGUGCGCAUAAGCCUUACUGAAUUUCUAUAUUUUAGCGCGGAGACCUUAUAUGCAUGUAUKCGGAUGUAGAUCACUUAUAUUGUUGCUCUCAAGUUAUGUUUAAUUUCUAAUUUUUUAUUGUUAUUUGCAAAAUUUCGAAAAAUACUACAUUCUAUACAAAGUCGAGGAAAUCUUAUUUUACAAAUGUUAUAUGUGACUCGGCCAACUAAUAUAUUUAUUUCUUCAAUAUAUUUAUGUGUCUUCUUAUUAAAUGUUUGUUAUUGAUAAUAGCUUGCAUGUUCAAUCAAUGUUUGUAAUUCCCUAAAUUUAAAUCUGCGUACAAACAAAUGCUGCAAAAUAUAAACGCUUGUUACGUAUUCUAUUGAUGUGAAUUUUAAAUUAUUAUUGCCAUUACUCAAGUAAGCAAAAUAACAUAUUUUUGUCCAAUUUAGUUAUUAUCAUACUUUAUCGUCUAUAUAGCCUUUUAGAUACUCUUAAAAUGAAAUCGGAAAUCACAAUAUCAUAUAAGUGUUAGUUGUGUCUAUCAAUUAUUUGGUGUCAAGAAAUAGAGUUGCUUAGAUAAAUUUCUUAGCGAAAAAAUUUGUUUCAGUUUUUCUUUAGCGAAUUUUCUUUAAUUGGAACUAUUUUAGCAGCAUACCUUGCCAUAAAAAAAAAAAAAAAUUUGUUAGAAACUAUUUUCCUUAUCCCUUUAACAUUAAGGUUUCAGUAUCUGUAAAAGCUGAUAUUACCACAAAACAGAAAUACAAUAUUUAUUGUCUAUUUAUUUGUGAUCUCGUAAUAAUAUCUCGUAUAAUAUAGCCUACUUUAAUGUUUUUGUUGUUAAACAUCAGUACAACUCCAGUAACCAUAAUUCACGGUGGAUAAUUUUGAGUAAUUGUUUUAUUCUUCUUAUUUAAAAAAAUAGUAAUACAAACCCUUAAAUUAAAAUAUACAUAUUAAUGGGACUUCGGCAAUGUAGACACCUGCCGUUCCAUGUGGAGAAUUCACUAAUUUUAAGUGCAAUAUUUUGGUAGUAGCAUAUGAUGAUUUAGUAAUAUGUUUAACAAAGAAAAUAACUGCAAAACGAAAAAGACAAAUGAAAUAUUAAAGGAAAAAUAAGUUUGUGUCAUGAAUAUUAUGUGUGUAUCAAAAUUUCAUUAUUUACUGAGUGAUUGGCAAAAUAGUAUAWGUGCUCGUAACUUUUAUUUAGAAAGAUUUAUGUAUGUUUAUACUUAGACAUAAUUAUAGCAUUUCAAAAUCACAAAGCACAUUUUAAGUAACGAAAUAAUAGAAUUUAUGAUUAUAACAUCGAUAAUUCCCAAUUUAAAAUCAAAUAUUAUAUUAUCGUAAACCGAUUUAUUUUCUAAAAUUUUGUGUCAUUAAAGCAACUAAACAAAUUAAAAAUAUAUUUCAAYUCAAGAACUCAGCCAAGAACAUGAAGCUUCGUCGAAAAUGCAGUUAUGUAAUAUAUAAAUGGAAUACAUUGAAAGUAUACUAUAGUACUUAAAAAUGUAAGUUAAGGAAUUUAACUUGCAUAAUAAAUAAGUUAUUUUGUAAAAAACAAAAACCUUUUAGAACCGAAGAGGGCCAACUUUUCAUAACCCAACAAAAUCCUUCAACAAAAUGUAUACGUAAUUAGUGAGUAAGUGCAAAUAAUUUUAUUGAAAAUAACUAAAUAUUUUUAAAAUUAUACAUAAACACAAAUCCAUAAAAACAAAAAUARUAUAAAUAAACUGUGAAACCAGAUACGUAAAAAAAAGAUUGCAUUUUCAUGAAAAUAUUUACUAAACUAUACAUAUAAUAUAUGUGUAUAUACAUAUAUAUUAAUAGAUUCAUGAAUCUCAAAGGAAGAUAAGUUUAUUGUGGAGUUUAAUAUUUAUUCUAUUUUAUUAAAUGAAUAAAAGUAAGUAGCAAUAAUUAAAGGACAAAUAUACGUAAUUUGAAAGUAACUGAUUGUGAGGCAUAAACAAAAAGAAAAUAUUUAUGAGAAAGCUAGUUAAGAGAAACAAUAAUACAUGAGCGCUUGCAAAUAUUUAUUUAUGUAUGUAUGUAUGUAUGUAUGUAU
Messenger RNA from Bactrocera latifrons, 4814 nucleotides. Its product is annotated as homeotic protein ultrabithorax. Gene Ontology annotation, cellular component: nucleus. The record is from RefSeq and is a predicted model, not a curated record. The transcript has 4 exons. Lineage: Eukaryota; Metazoa; Arthropoda; Insecta; Diptera; Tephritidae. Bases 1219 to 2376 code for a protein of 385 amino acids. Gene Ontology annotation, biological process: negative regulation of transcription by RNA polymerase II; anterior/posterior pattern specification. Gene Ontology annotation, molecular function: DNA-binding transcription factor activity, RNA polymerase II-specific; RNA polymerase II cis-regulatory region sequence-specific DNA binding.